CCACGAAUCGCCCUGGGGGCGUAGCCACGCGUCUCUGCCCCACACCGCGUGCGCGUUUGGGGGCGUGGCCACUGCAGAUGCGCUCAGCUUUGUUUGUGUGGCCGCUGGAGCCUAUCUGUCCUUAUGACAAACACUGUCACUGAGCAAGUUGGUUCCACUGCAGACUUCCAUAGAAGGUGUUUGGUUAUGUCGACAUGUGGCAUGUAAUUUGUUGGUGUAUUUUCAAGCCAACAACACCGGUACGAAGUUUCUCCACAAGUUGUUUGAAAUAUGCCAAAGCCCGAGGCCUCAGGAUAAAGAAAGAGCUUUCUGAAAAGAAACUGACCCGUUACUUUGUGGAUCAUCGGAAAGUCACUGUCUAUGGAGGGAGAGGUGGUGAUGGAAUAUGCACCUUCCACAGUGAGCCCCGCAAAGAGCUUGGAGGACCUGAUGGUGGAAAUGGAGGGGAUGGAGGACAUGUCAUUUUAAAAGUUGCUCGGCAAAUAAAAUCACUGUCAACCAUUCUAUCCUUUUAUCGUGGUCAUGAUGGAGAAUCCGGAGGAAGUAAAAACUGUUAUGGAAAAAAGGCAGCUCACACUUAUAUAUUGGUGCCACUUGGUACUGUCGUCAAAGAAAAUGGGAAGAUUGUGGCUGAUCUCUCAUCUCACGGAGAGGAAUAUGUUGCUGCCUAUGGGGGACUCGGUGGCAAGGGCAAUCGUUUCUUUCUGUCAAAUGAAAAUCGGGCACCGAUGACCGCAACCCCUGGGGAGCUUGGUCAGGAACGGGUCUUGCAGAUGGAGGUCAGGACCAUGGCUCAUGCUGGGAUGGUUGGUUUUCCCAAUGCUGGAAAAUCCUCUCUUCUGCGAGCAAUCUCAAAUGCCCGGCCAGCAGUAGCAGAGUACCCAUUUACCACAUUAAACCCUCAUGUUGGUGUGGUACACUAUCAAGACUUUGAGCAGAUUGCAGUUGCAGAUAUCCCAGGAAUCAUCAGAGGGGCUCACAGAAACAAGGGCCUAGGAAUUGCUUUCCUGAGACACAUUGAACGUUGCCGCUUUCUACUGUUUGUGCUUGAUCUUUCAAAGCCAGAACCUUGGCAGCAGCUGGAAGAUUUAAAGUAUGAACUGGAGCAGUAUGAUGGAGGAUUAUUAGAGAGACAAUUUUGUAUCAUUGGGAACAAAAUAGACCUUCCAGAGUCAAAAACCAACCUUGUGCUGUUUCGAGAAAAAUUAAGACAGCAUGUAAUAAUUCCAGUAUCGGCACUAACUGGUGCAAAUCUUGAAGAACUUAUAUUGCGUCUCAGGGAACUUUAUGAUGGAUACCUGGAGGAUACCCGAAUUAAAGGCUGCAUGCCAGUCAAGUGGUAAAAUUAUACUUGGGGAAAUAUAUCUUCAAAAUAAAUUAUUAAACUUGUCAAAAAAUUAAA
Messenger RNA from Stegostoma tigrinum, 1402 nucleotides. It is a transcript of the gene mtg2, whose product is annotated as mitochondrial ribosome-associated GTPase 2. Lineage: Eukaryota; Metazoa; Chordata; Chondrichthyes; Orectolobiformes; Stegostomatidae. The transcript is spliced from 7 exons. The record is from RefSeq and is a predicted model, not a curated record. Gene Ontology annotation, molecular function: GTPase activity; GTP binding; magnesium ion binding. Bases 195 to 1343 code for a protein of 382 amino acids. Gene Ontology annotation, cellular component: mitochondrion.